Messenger RNA from Dicentrarchus labrax (European seabass), 1911 nucleotides. RefSeq names its product LIM domain only protein 7-like. Bases 322 to 1236 code for a protein of 304 amino acids. The transcript has a single exon. NCBI's taxonomy places the organism in Eukaryota, Metazoa, Chordata, Actinopteri, Moronidae. The record is from RefSeq and is a predicted model, not a curated record. Gene Ontology annotation, biological process: regulation of signaling; regulation of cell adhesion.
UUUAGAACAUCCGGAUUUUAUAGGAGAAAUAUAAUUGGCUCCGGUUGGAGCUGAGUUUCUAAUGAGCUGCUUUCUAAUAUACUAAUGAUAGAAUAUAGUGUCAAGCUACUGAAGGUUGCCCUAACAGUCUUUAUAAAGCAGUUUCCCUGCACUGACCUUAGUAGAAUAUAGGCUGUGUGUCAGCAUUAUCUUAUUUUUAUUACAGCAUAUUCUAGUGACUAUACUUUAUUUACAGGAACUAGCAUCAUAGUUUUAUUACAUGACAGAGUGAUCGUAAAAUCCUGAUUUGAUCAACAUCUGUUUGAAUCAACUAUCACCACUAUGACUGCUUCAUAUAUCUCUUCCUCCUUUUCUUGCUCUUUGAUCCAGUUCACAUGCAUGCACUCAUCACCUCUCUGUCCUUUUCUCUCCUUUUGCCCACCCUGCAGUCCUCAUAUCCAAGCACACACUCCCCCACAGCUCCCCAAGAUACAGCCCCCUCUGUUAGAGACCCCCCCUCUGGUGUUCGCGCCAGUGGACCCCGCCUCAGGUCCCAAACUGGUCAAAUGUGAGAGGUGGCCCCUCCUGGGGCGCCAAGACCCCCGGGAGCCCCCGGAUCCCUUUGAUUAUGAGAGCAUUUUCCCUGACUUGGAGAAUGAUGACAUGUUUGCCAGGCGAACCCUGGCCUUCCAGUCCAACACAGACUUGGCCAUGAUGAAAACUCAGCUGUCCCCCCACCGUCGUCUCUACACGUCUGAGCCGCAGCUCAACAUCAUCACCCAGCGACACGUCCAUGGAGGCACACAGGAUGAGGAUUUCCCUGAUAUCGAGCAGGACGAUGUGGUUUAUCGUAAGGAGAAAACCCAGCAGGCUCAGCAACAACGGCCACUCUCAGGGGCUCCUGACAACUACGCCCCAAUGCCAAUCCCAGAGCCGUGGGCUCUGCCUCCUGAUCUCAAGGCCAGACUCCUGUGCCCCCCAUGUCCUCUGACUCAGGAGGCAGCAGCAAAUAAACAGAAUCAGGUUGAGAAGGACAUGCGUCCUAAAACAGAUGACAUGCUCGUCCGGAAACUUGGAGUUUGUUCUGAGAAGAGCCCGAGCUCACCGAGCGGCCCAUUAGCCAAUCAACUGAGGCCCUCAGUACCGUCUUCCUGUAGUGAAGGUGACCUGCAGAAAUGGCAGGCUAUCAGGGAAGCCAGUCGGCUAAAAUAUAAAAAGAGGCUUAUGGUGGAGAGGCUGGCUGCUCUGAAGUCGUGAGAGCAGAUUUCUUUAACAGUGCCUGUUUUUUUCUCCUAACUUUGUAGCCUUUUUCUUCAAUCUUGUUGUGUUUUUACUGUUUCUGGGAAAACUCAUAAGUGCCAUUUCAGUCUUGAAAUAUUUUCUGUCUGAUGGUGAAGUGGUUUUGACUGCUUGUUGAUGCAACUUGUAGAUGGGUGUUCUAUCCAAUUAAGUUCUUCUUUAUGAAAACUUAUAGGAGCCUUCAGCAUUCACUGGGUCAGUCAUGAGUAUUGAGUGAGAGAAAGCAACAACAGACCUUUUUCUUGUUUUAAAUGUUUGUUAUUACCUUUUCCAGUGAGAAAUUUUUUUAAUGAAAGGCUCUAUGAAAGCGCUAUCAUAUGACUAUUGAUUAUGGUCUUCUGCAUGAUGGCAAUAUGGUUAAUUUGACCUUUAGAAACACAUGGUAUGUAAAUGCUGAUUGGAUGGCCAGACUGUAAAUUGAAUCUACUGCUGCUGUGUUUUUGAAGUGUGAUUUUAUUUUUAUUUUUUGAACAAAUCUCCAACAUCAUUAACUGAAAUAGUUGGUACACCAUGAGCACUGUUAAACAGACCCAAAACUCUGCAUUUUAUCUUUGGUUUUGUUUCCCUAUCAGACCGAGUUUGCCUGUGAAUGGAAAAAAUAUUUAAACUCAAUAAAGAAAAUAAGAGACUUCA